AGAGGGCGGCCUACCAGGACCAGUGCCUUUCCUAUUUUGGUUCCUUUCGAACUUUUCCUCCCCUUCCCAACCCACAAGUCUUCCCCCGCGUCCUUUUCGCGAUCCCGUUCUUCUGCUUUCCUUUUCCGCUCUCCUCUCUCCAUUACCCACCCCGCCAUCCGUUCACCCCCUCUCUCUCUCCACUCCUCUCCUCUCUCUCUCUCUCUCUCUCUCUCUCUCUACCCACUUUUGCAUUCUACUCAAGUUUCUCCCCUUCUGCUGUUCGAUCUGUUGGAGUGAUCUCGAAUUUCUCCCUCAAAGCCGUGAAAUUGGUGAUUUGGAAAAGGAAUUGGGGUACGUUGUAUCCGUGUUUGUUUUGCAUUUCUACAGAUCUCGUGCGAAAAUUGGUGAAACUGUUUAUGAGGAUUGGUGUUGAUUUUGUUAUAUAGUUUGUGAUGCUGCGGGCUUCGACGCUUCCAUUUGGUGUAGAUUAUUAUAGAUUCUGAUGUGAAUUAGGGUUCUCUCGAUAGCCGUUGUUGUGCUCUUAGGGGAGAUAGAUUUGGUAAAUUGAAUUCCAGUAGUCUUCUGUGUCGAAUUCCAGUAGUCUUAAUCGUGGAAUUGUUAUACUCUGUGUUUGUUUUGGGUGUUAUAUCCGUUUGGGGGAAAUUUUGUAGAAUAUCAUAAUUUCUUAAGUUCUCUCAACUGCCCUUGUUAUUCUCAGAGGGAAGAUAGAUUUGGCAAUCGAAUUCCAUUAGUUUUGUGGUUGGAAUUGGAAUUGGUAUACUUUGUGCUGCUUUUGGAUGUUAUCUCCAUUUGGUGUAGAAUAUCCUAAUUUCUGCUGUCAAUUUAAGUUAUCUCAAUUGCCCCUGUUGUUCUCAGAGGGGAGAUAGAUUUGGUAAAUUAAAUCGUCUUCUGCGUCGAACUCCGGUAGUCUUCUUUGUGUAAUUUGAUUAGAUUGCUGUGAAAUUUUUAUGGUUACGGAUUCUGAUAAGUGGGCUGCAAAGGGAAAUCAAAAGGGAUUUUUAUUGAGGGUGGUUGUGACGGAGCCUUCUACAGAACAUAGUGAAGGGUCUGACUGUUUGGGUGGUCUGGAGUGCUUACUGAAUAUCAUCCGGGCCCUCCGGAUGGGGUCCUGCUUGUCUUCUGAAAGCAGGAGCCCUCUCCCCGGUUCCCCACUGGGGAUUAGGAAGAGGCCUAAGGGCUCCAAAAAGAGGCCUGGUGGCUCGAGAAAUUCUUCCUUUGAAUACAGGAAGGAAGAACAGUUGCAUAGGAUUCCUGGUCGAAUCUUCUUAAAUGGGUCCACUGAAGUUGCUUCACUCUUUACCCAGCAAGGCAAGAAAGGGACCAACCAAGAUGCUAUGAUUGUUUGGGAGAACUUCGGCUCAAGAACAGACACAGUCUUUUGUGGCGUGUUUGAUGGCCAUGGUCCCUAUGGCCACAUGGUUGCAAAAAGGGUGAGGGAUUCCCUGCCCUUAAAACUGAGUGCACAUUGGGAAGUUAACAUAAAGAGCGAUGAGGUUCUCAGGGAGAUCAGUCUUAAUACUGCUGGUAUAAAUGCUGAAGGUACUUCCCUUCUCUCUACUGAUGAGGAUUCAAGGCCCUCCGUUGAUAUUGAAGACACUGAAAAGCACUUAGAAAUCUUUCACACAUUGAAAGAGUCCUUUCUCAAGGCAUUUAAGGUCAUGGACAGGGAACUAAAGAUGUACACAAGCAUUGACUGCUUUUGCAGUGGGACAACAGCUGUUACACUUGUGAAACAGGGUGAGUAUCUUGUGAUUGGAAAUGUUGGGGACUCAAGGGCUGUACUAGGUACAAGAGAUAAAGAUGAUUCGCUUGUUGCUGUUCAGUUGACUGUAGACCUCAAACCUAAUCUUCCAGCUGAAGCUGAGAGGAUCCGAAAAUGCAGAGGGCGUGUUUUUUCCCUUCGAGAUGAACCUGAAGUUGCCCGAGUUUGGCUGCCGAACAACGAUUCCCCUGGACUCGCCAUGGCCCGUGCUUUUGGAGAUUUCUGCCUCAAGGAUUUUGGUUUGAUCUCUGUCCCUGAAAUUACCUGUCGAUGUCUAACUGGGAAGGACGAAUUUAUUGUUUUGGCAACAGAUGGGAUUUGGGAUGUGCUUUCAAACAAGGAAGUGGUGGACAUUGUAGCUUCUGCCCCAGCUCGUUCGUCUGCUGCUAGAGCUCUUGUUGAGUCUGCAGUUAGAGCUUGGAGGUGUAAAUACCCUACUUCCAAAGUAGAUGAUUGUGCUGUGGUUUGCCUCUUCCUAGAUUCAGCCGCGAACAAUUUCUCUACUGCUUCCAUUACCAAAUCCAAGGAGAAUGUUGACGGUGUGAAAGAGGAUCUUCCUGAACUGCCUGCCCCUAACAGGUUUGAUCGUUCUGGUACCGUUCGAAGUGGCGAAGAAACCCUUCCACGACAAAAGAAAGAGGAAUCCUCCGGAGAUGAAGGGGAAAUGCAAAUGGGAUUAGUAGGAAAAGAUUGGUCCGCUCUUGAAGGGGUUUCUCGCGUUAACACUUUGUUGACUCUGCCAAGGUUUGUCCCGGGCAAAGAGGAGAAAGCUCGGAAAUGAUGGAGAGGGAUGCAAGUGUCAACCUGAACUCGAAUUUCUUCGUUACCUCUUUGUUUGUGAUUUAUAUAUUAUCUAUCUAUACAGAAGUAAAAAGUAAAAAACAUUGUAGGGCAAUUGAUGUCUGGAGAGAGGAGGUGCCAGCUAUAUUAGUGUCUGGGAAGUUAUCCCUCCUCUCCCUUGUGGGUUUGGAAUUUUGUAAAAUCCAACUCUCCGUUUUCCUUUUUGGUCGUUUAUUUUCCUUCGAUAUGUUGGUCAUUUUUUACUUGCUGAAAAUAAUUUUGUCGCCGUUAGUCUCAACUUGCAAGACAUUUGUGAUGCCAUUUAUAUAUGAAAUCCAAUUGGAAUAAUUUUGUUGA
Molecule: messenger RNA, 2902 nt
Organism: Rhododendron vialii
Lineage: Eukaryota; Viridiplantae; Streptophyta; Magnoliopsida; Ericales; Ericaceae
Product: probable protein phosphatase 2C 33
Exons: 5
Coding region: 951-2546 (531 amino acids)
Biological process (GO): protein dephosphorylation
Molecular function (GO): protein serine/threonine phosphatase activity
Source: RefSeq, a predicted model, not a curated record